Poecile atricapillus (Black-capped chickadee) is the source of this 2622-nucleotide messenger RNA. Its product is annotated as cytosolic phospholipase A2 epsilon-like. The record is from RefSeq and is a predicted model, not a curated record. Gene Ontology annotation, molecular function: calcium ion binding; calcium-dependent phospholipid binding. Gene Ontology annotation, cellular component: cytosol. Gene Ontology annotation, biological process: glycerophospholipid catabolic process. Lineage: Eukaryota; Metazoa; Chordata; Aves; Passeriformes; Paridae. Bases 61 to 2499 code for a protein of 812 amino acids. The transcript has 21 exons.
CCUGCCAGCCAUAGGACUCAGUAACCUUUAACACUGGACUUACAUGCAACUGGGGCUGCAAUGGGAUCAAAUUUAAGUACAAGUGAGACUUUUACGAGCACCUCAGCACCAGCGGUGAGAACGGCACCAGUAUCUCCUUUCAACUUGCUCACUGUAAAAAUACUGAGAGUGAGGAAUGCCCGGAAGGCAGACUUGCUCACACUUUCAGAUUGCUAUGUGACCCUGUGGCUGCCUACUGCCUCGGCAGAGAAGGUUCGGACCAGGACCAUCAGGAACAGCAAAAACCCCGUUUGGAAUGAAGCUUUCUGCUACAAGAUUGACCGCCGUGUCAAGAACGUGCUGGAGCUGAAGGUGUGUGAUGAAGACACGAUCACCAGGGAUGAUGAACUCUGCACAGUUCUCUUUGACAUAGAUAAACUCACUGUAGGACGUACUGUCCGUGUGAAGUUCCAGCUGAAUCCACAGGCACGUGAGGAGCUGGAGGUGGAGUUCACAUUGCAGAACACUCUGGACUACCCUGAUGGCAUUAUUACAAAUGGAGUACUAGUGGCACGUGAGGUUUCCUGUUUGGAGGUUAGAGUGGAUACAGGGAAGCUGAAGCAGCAAUCCACAAAUCCAGAGCUUACAUUUACAGUGAAAGGAUCCCAUGAAGGAAGCCAGAAGAUAUUGCUGGACUCUGGCCCCAGCCUUCAUAUAAUCAUAUUCCACUGCAUCAUAAAUGACCAGACAAAACUAGAUAUCCUAUUACCAGAAGAGCUGGCUGAUGGAAAUGAAACAGAGAAAUCUGGGGUCCUUUCUUUCCCCCUGAAUUCACUCCCCCUGCAGAAGGAAAUAAUACUAGAAGAGGAUAAUUCAUUUCACUUGUGCUUGACGGCUAGAAAAUGCUCGGGAGACCUGGAUGUGCGCUUGGGGUUCAGCCUGUGCGUGGAAGAGCAGGACUUCCUGCGGAAAAGGAAGAAAUAUGUUGCUGCUGCUCUGAAAAAGAUUCUUAAUUUGGAGGAGGAUCUGAAAGAGCAUGAGGUGCCAGUGGUGGCCAUUACGACAACCGGGGGAGGAACGAGGUCGCUCACAGCGAUGUACGGCAGCCUGCUGGGCCUCCAGAAACUCAACCUGUUAGACUGCAUUUCCUACAUCGGGGGUUUAUCGGGUACCACAUGGACCAUGGCAAACUUAUAUGAAGAUGCUAAUUGGUCACAAAAAUAUCUGGAGGAUGCAAUCAAGGAAGCUCGCAAGCAAGUAACCAAAUCCAAGAUUUGCUGUUUUUCUUUGGAUUGUCUGAAGUACUAUUAUAAUGACCUGAUGGAGAGGACUAAAGAAGGCCAUAACACUUCCUUCAUAGACCUUUGGGGUCUUGUCAUUGAGUCCAUGCUACAUGAUAAGAAAGAUGAGCACAGACUGUCAGACCAACGUCAGGCGGUGGAUAACGGCCAGAACCCACUGCCCAUCUAUGUGGCCAUCAACCUCAAGUCCAACUAUAGUGCCCAGGCAUUCAGAGAGUGGCUGGAGUUCACUCCCUAUGAAGUUGGCCUGCUGAAAUACGGAGCGUCUAUUAGUGCAGAACAUUUUGGAAGUCAAUUCUUUAUGGGAAGGAUGGUGAAGAAGCUUUCAGAGACUCGGAUCUGCUAUAUGCAAGGCAUGUGGAGUAGUAUAUUUUCCAUAGAUGUGAUGUAUGUCUGGAAUUUGGCUGCUGAUUCAGAAGAUUUCUGGUGCAGAUGGACCAGAGACAGAGUAAAAGAUAUUGCAGAAGACCCCUUUCUGUCUGUGAAUCCCUAUGAAGUAGACACGUGUCUGUUCACUCCCUCGAGUGUCUUCUCCUCCACUCUGCGAGAUGUCUUAACAGGACGUCCAACCAUUGCACAGUAUCCCAAUUUUAUCAGAGGCUUCCAGCUGCAUAACAAGUACCUGGAGAGUGAAGGAUUUUCUACCUGGAAAGACACAGUGAUAGACUCCUUCCCAAAUAAACUGAUGGAAACAGCAGACAGCGAGCUCUCCCUGGUUGAUACUGGCUUUUUCAUUAAUACCAGCUACCCACCACUUUUGAGAUCAAAGAGGGAGGUCGAUGUCAUCCUGCAUUUGAAUUACAGUGGAGGGUCCCAAACACUGCCUCUGGAUCAGAUUGCGAAAUACUUCUCAGAGCAAGAAAUUCCAUUUCCCAAAAUUGAGAUAAGUGAGGAAGACAGGGAAAACUUAAAGGAGUGCUAUGUGUUUGAAGAAGCUGACAGUCCACAAGCUCCAACAGUGCUUUUUUUCCCCCUAGUAAAUGACACCUUCAAGAAAUACAAAGCUCCUGGUGUGGAAAGGAGUCCUGAAGAGAUGGCUGAAGGCAAAGUUGAUGUCUCCACCAUCCUCUCCCCAUUUACAACAAGAGAGGUGUGUUUCAGUGAAGAGAAUUUUGACAAACUGGUGAAACUGACUGAUUACAAUGUCCUGAACAACGAGAAGUUGAUUAUUCAGGCCUUGCGCUUGGCAGUGGCACGGAGGAAGCAGCGGAAUUAUUAGCCACCACACACUAGCUUCCAUCUUUCAUGUGAUAUUUCUUGGGUUGUCUAUGGUUUGGUGAGGUCAAGAUGUUUGAUUCUUAUCAGUGAUAUUUGCAGUGGAAAUCACAUCAUCCUAAGGACA